AUGCCUCUGGUUGGCACGGCCCUGUCCAUCGAUAGGCUGCUGGGGCUGCACCUAUUCGACAGCGCAUUCAGCGUGGCUGGCCAGAAGAUCCGGCCGCCCAUUAGCGCAAACAGGGCCGCCAGCACAGCUACAAAUCGCCCCGCAAGGCCAGCUGCCUUAUCCACCUCUUCUUCUUCUUCCGCAUCAUCUUUCUACUCAUCGAGAACAAGUUCAUCGUCACACUCAUUAUCAUCAGCUUUAACGCUUCUCGGCUUCAUCGCCCGCAACGCAGAACCAUCUUCAACUGUCCCCUCUCCGCCCGGUUCGACGGCCUCGCCGCUGUCGUCCCCCAUCGCAACCUGGCCAAUGGCGCAGCUACCGGUCGAGAUUUUUGAAAUCAUCACCCGGUAUCUGAGCCGGGCUGAUAUCCAGGCACUUCGUCUGGUGUGUCGAGAGUUUGAGGCCAAGGUCUCAGCCCAGUAUUUCCGCAAUGUCGUCGUGCCCUUCCGCUCGGAGCUCUACACCAAUCUCGACCGUGAUGAGAACAACGUCAUCGCGUCCCGCCUCUUUUCCAGCGGCAUGCGCAUCUUUGAAUCGUUUGGCCCUCACAUCCUUCGCUUUGCCCUGUCGCUCGAGCUAGAUGAGUUCACGCUCGCCUAUCCUCCCGUCAAGCCCGCCCAAGAGGCUGUGCCCGCCUUCUGGGGCAUCUAUCGAUGGCCCCAUGAGACCUAUCAUCGCUACACGGAUCUCGAGGGCCUUGAGCAGACCGCUGAUGAGACUGACAGCAUGAAAAAGGCCCUCCGCUGCCUGACCAAGGUGACCAACCUUGGCCUCUGCUGUGAUGCCGGUCUAGGCUUUCUUGUCGGCCCUGAUCAAGCUCAACGAAAGAUCAGCAAUCCUGACCCCGUCUUUGGUACCCGAGACUGGCGUCCAGAUGGUCGCUCCAGGAAUCACGAGGCAACGGUUACCGUAUCUGACUUUAACGGCGUGCCCCGGGAUCUCACCAAUGCCACCGCUCAGCAUGACAACUUCAAGCGUCGAAUUCUGGAAAAGAUGAUUGCCGAUGCUGGCUUCGCUGGCUUCUAUGUCCACGAGGCUAUUGACCUGCUGCUCGAAACAGAAGGCGUCACAAUCUCCAACAUCGACUUUGAUGAGCGUGAGGCCAUCUGGGCUGCAAAUCACCAUGCAAAUCCGCUUCCGCCUAUACCUGCCCGCCACCGCCGAACUGCUGAUACCUUGGCUCAGCAGGAGCGGGAGCAGGAGCAGGCGGCGGCGCAGGAGGCCAAUAGCCGCCAGCCUCUUAUCCCGACUAACCUCACGCGGGCCCAGAAAGAGCUGCUUCUUGAGCUGGAGUGGGCGCAUCGUGCCAUGAUCCAGUCCUAUGUCAUCAGCAUCAUCGACAAUGCUGGAGAUGGCUGCUUCAGAAACCUGACCAACGUGACCAUUGCCAAGAUUCCCAGCGCUCACAUCCAUAUUUUCUGCCGCAAGGAGCUCUGGGAGAGUUUGCCCUGUGUUAAGAACGUCUCCAUUGCCGUUAUUGCUGACUGGAGAAAGAUUUCAAAGCCUUCUCCGGGUGUUGUCGCCGAUACACACAUGUCUCCUGUCGAGGCUGUUCCUAAGGCCUACAAGCUUCUCAAUGACUACAUUGGACGGCGGGACACCAUUGAAAACGUUCACUUCGAGUGGAUAUGUGGCGGCGAGUUUGCUCGGGGCCCGUACCAGCGCGGCCAGUAUAUCCUGCCGGCUCCUUUCGUUGAGUCUGCAGACAUGAUGAGUGCCCCCGAUGGCGCCAAAGAUACGGAUAAGCUUCUGGCUAUGCCCUUUGUCAAGCACUUCUCCUUGAAGAACUGCUGGGUCUCGCCCCAUGUUCUUAUGCAAACCAUCCGUUCCAUGGCGCUGCGGUCCCUUGACAAGCUGGAAUUUGAGUCCGUAUCUCUUUCCGGGCCGCCCGUUUAUCCUCUUCAGCCGGGCAACGUCCCCCAACCUGCUCUCGACGAUGGCGGCAUUCCGCCUGCAUUGUUCCAGGGCCUUGUUGGCCCCAUGGCUGGAGGCCCCGUUGCACCACCUCCCAUAUUCCCUCCGGUUGCAAUGCCAAUGCAGAUGCUCUUGCCCGAAGAACAGCAACCCGAGAGGCUUGCGAUGCCAGACCUCUUCACAUGGUCUGGUUUCUGCGAGCACUUUAGCCCCAGCAUCAAAAUGCGCUACCUUCCCCGUUUUCGCGAAUCGGCCGGUGUGGAUGGUGAUACAACCGUCAGGCCAGAGGAGCUUUCUCUACCACACCCCAACAAGGAUUCUUUCCUGCCAUAUGCCGACCAGCUGAAUGCCGAUGAGGCUCAGUACAACCUCAGUUCGAUCUCUUUCAAGUCUUGUGGCUAUGUGUUUAUAGACCUGCGCACUCUCGAGAUUCGGGCUCUCCUGCCACCAGAAGGCCAAGCUGCCCAUGCCUUUGCGAACAGCCUUCGCCAUGAUAUGUUUCACUCUAUGCAAUACUGCAAGGAUAAGCUCCUCGGCCGUAUUUUGCCAUAUAUGCUGACGUCUGAAGUGAAGACGCUUGAGCAAAUUUUCCUCAUGGAUCAUGGCUGGAGCAAGGUGUAUCCCAGUCACGUUUGCGAUGACGCUAUUGCUGAUGGUUUCGAAAUGCCCGGCUUGGGGCGCUUUUCCGGCACCCUUGCCAAGGUUAACGACAACCAGGUUGAGAUGAUUGGAUGA
Messenger RNA from Trichoderma harzianum CBS 226.95, 2688 nucleotides. RefSeq lists its product as hypothetical. The transcript is spliced from 2 exons. The record is from RefSeq and is a predicted model, not a curated record. NCBI's taxonomy places the organism in Eukaryota, Fungi, Ascomycota, Sordariomycetes, Hypocreales, Hypocreaceae. Bases 1 to 2688 code for a protein of 895 amino acids. Gene Ontology annotation, molecular function: protein binding.